Brassica rapa (field mustard) is the source of this 2187-nucleotide messenger RNA. Its product is annotated as sulfate transporter 4.1, chloroplastic. Lineage: Eukaryota; Viridiplantae; Streptophyta; Magnoliopsida; Brassicales; Brassicaceae. Gene Ontology annotation, biological process: sulfate transmembrane transport. Gene Ontology annotation, cellular component: membrane. Gene Ontology annotation, molecular function: secondary active sulfate transmembrane transporter activity. The record is from RefSeq and is a predicted model, not a curated record.
AUGUCCUACGCAUCCCUCAGCGUCAAGGACCUGACCAGCCUUGUAUCAAGAUCCGGAACCGGUUCGACUUCUUCUCCCAAGCUUCCGGGUCAGAACCGACCCGUUAAGGUCAUCCCGCUCCAGCACCCUGACACCUCCGAUGAUGCUCGUCCUCCAUCGAUCCCUUUCGACGAUAUCUUAUCCGGAUGGAGGGCGAAGAUCAAGCGGAUGAGCCUCGUGGAUUGGGUUGAGACUCUGUUUCCUUGCUUCAGAUGGAUUCGAACUUAUAAAUGGAGUGAGUAUUUUAAGCUCGAUCUCAUGGCUGGUAUCACCGUUGGUAUAAUGCUUGUUCCUCAGGCAAUGUCGUAUGCAAAGCUAGCUGGCCUUCCACCAAUAUACGGUCUAUACUCAUCGUUUGUGCCGAUAUUUGUCUAUGCCAUAUUCGGCUCAUCUCGUCAGCUUGCAAUCGGACCUGUGGCAUUGGUGUCUCUUCUUGUCUCCAAUGCUUUGGGAGGAAUCGCUGAUUCGUCUGAGGAAGAAUUACAUAUUGAACUUGCUAUUUUGCUGGCUCUUUUGGUUGGAAUAUUGGAGUGCAUCAUGGGGCUCUUAAGGCUUGGAUGGCUUAUUCGUUUCAUUAGUCACUCGGUCAUAUCUGGAUUUACAAGUGCUUCGGCCAUUGUGAUUGGAUUAUCUCAAGUUAAAUAUUUCUUGGGGUAUAACAUUGCUAGGAGCAGCAAGAUUGUGCCACUAGUUGAGAGCAUUAUAGCUGGAGCUGAUAAGUUUCAAUGGCCACCUUUCUUGAUGGGAUCUCUCAUUCUAGUAAUCCUUCAAGUGAUGAAGCAUGUGGGGAAAGCAAAGAAGGAACUUCAGUUCUUACGAGCAGCAGCGCCACUCACAGGGAUAGUUCUCGGUACAACCAUUGCGAAAGUGUUCCAUCCACCUUCCAUCUCUCUGGUGGGAGAAAUACCUCAAGGACUUCCAACUUUUUCUUUCCCAAGAAGCUUUGAUCAUGCAAAAACAUUGCUUCCAACAUCAGCUCUCAUUACAGGUGUUGCCAUCUUGGAAUCUGUGGGUAUAGCCAAAGCACUUGCAGCAAAAAACAGAUAUGAGUUGGAUUCAAAUUCAGAGUUGUUUGGUCUUGGUGUUGCAAAUAUAUUGGGGUCAUUAUUUUCAGCAUACCCAUCUACAGGAUCAUUUUCUAGGUCAGCUGUGAGUAAUGAAAGUGAAGCUAAGACCGGUUUAUCAGGACUUAUAACAGGAAUCAUCAUUGGAUGUUCUCUACUGUUCUUGACACCAGUGUUCAAAUACAUACCACAGUGUGCUUUGGCAGCAAUAGUGAUCUCUGCUGUUAGUGGCUUGGUAGACUAUGAUGAAGCUAUCUUCCUAUGGCGAGUGGACAAGAGGGAUUUUACACUAUGGACCAUCACUAGCACCACAACUUUGUUCUUUGGAAUAGAGAUUGGUGUCCUUGUUGGUGUUGGUUUCUCACUAGCAUUCGUUAUCCACGAGUCUGCAAACCCUCAUAUUGCUGUCUUGGGGCGUCUUCCAGGAACCACAGUGUACAGAAACGUGAAGCAGUAUCCAGAGGCUUACACAUACAACGGGAUUGUGAUUGUCAGAAUCGAUGCUCCUAUUUACUUUGCCAACAUAAGCUACAUUAAAGACAGACUUCGAGAAUAUGAAGUUGCUGUUGACAAAUACACAACCAAGGGACCAGAGGUGGAGAGAAUCUCUUUUGUUAUCCUGGAAAUGUCACCUGUUACUCAUAUUGACUCGAGCGCAGUGGAAGCCUUAAAAGAAUUGUAUCAGGAGUACAAAGCAAGGGACAUUCAGCUAGCGAUCUCAAAUCCGAACAAAGACGUUCACAUGACAAUAGCGAGAUCAGGAAUGGUGGAGCUUGUUGGAAAAGAAUGGUACUUUGUGAGAGUGCACGACGCAGUACAAGUGUGUCUUAACUGCGUACAGAGCUCUAGCUUGGAAGAGAAGAAACCAAGUUUCUUGAGAAGGUUUAGCAACAAUAACGGUUCAUCAUCAUACAAUGAUCUUCAAUCCUACAACACUUUGUUGAAGGAGCCAUUGUUGCCAGUGGAGAAGUAAAGUAUCAUGUAAUGUAUAAGUAUCUAUGUAUAGUUGUUGCCAUUUUGUAAUCAACAAAAUAUACUGUUAUUAUUUUUCCUCUUAACACAGUAAUAUCAGAGGCUAAGACCA